GGGCAGCACUGUAUGUACACAGAGCUUGCGUGAACAUCGGCACAAAACAGGAGCAGUGUUUAUAAAGGCCCAUCUUGGCGUCAAUUAGAGAGCGUUUGGCCCCCAGUAAAAGUGUCAGUGUGUAGCUAUUCUCUAGAAGGUGCUAGACAACAGCAUAAGGCUACUUAUUUACCCGGCUUCAAGUCCGACGUGAGACAUGAAGAGAUACCGAGGGCGAUGGAGAGUAGAUUCUGUGUUUUGAACGACACCGAAGAUCUCCAAACGCGAAUUUUAAACACUGAGAACAAUCUCCACUUCGAAAGGUCUAAGACACUGUUUGAGGAAAUUCGUGCCUCCAUAAACAACAACGACGAAGAGGAUCGCUCUUUCUGGAGGCCUGUACUGCCAUGGGGUGGCGUCUUUACCAUCAAGGCAGGACGGAAGGCCAUAUCCUGCACACCUCUCUACGUGAAAAUCCACCUGAAGAACACCUGCACCAUCGAUGGCUUCCUCAUGAUCCUGUAUGUGAUCCUGCGGGACAACCAGGGCUUUCGCAGGGAAUUGUCUGUCUUCCUGGGCAAGCAGUUCGUGGAGUAUUUCCUCUACCUGAUGGACUCCUGUGACUACACCACGGUGAAGAUGCUGUGGAUCUGGGACAGAAUGUCCAAGAGACAGUACCGAUCUGAGAUCCACCAGGCAGCGUUGGAGAUAGACCUGUUUGGCAAUGAGCAUGAGAACUUCACAGAGAAUCUGGAGAACCUGAUGUCCACCAUGCAAGAGAGUCUGUGCACCAACUGGAGCUGUCCGUCCCGCUUCCAGGAUUUCAUCAAGACCACCAUCAGCAUCAGUCCUCCACAUGAGCUGCCUCACAGAGACCCAAUUCAGUCAGCAGUGGAUGAGUUCUUCUGCCCCAAGCUCCUCCUCUGCUCAGAACUGGGGUGUGAUGGCCUUCGGGAGUUCUCUCAGAGGGUUUUCUGCCACGGACCCCCACCCUUUGUUAUUCUCAACAUGCAGCAGUGGAAGUCAGAAGAGCUGUCCUACGUCCCCUACCACCUGGCUCUCUGUCAGCACAGGUAUCUACUAGAGGGCGCCACACUCUUCAACAAAGAGGAACAUCACUAUUCUGCAGCCUUCCAGAUAGACGGCUGUUGGAUGCACUAUGACGGCCUGAGGAGUGAUAAUCUGAUCCUGUUACACAAGCCUCCAGAGCUCCUGCUGCUGUCCUCGCUGGUCUACAUCCGCGCUUCUGACAAGUGAACUUGUUUUGUCACAGGUGGACUUACAGUACAGAUGAGAUGAAGUCACACCAAGCACAAGAGUGAAUGCAACCAUCCUUACUUUGACCAUUGAGUCACAACCCCCGUUAUAGCAUUACAUUGCUGUAACUGCAUCAUUAGAACUUUAAUUCAUUCCUGCCUUGUGUAUGCUUCCGCUGUCAGCUGUUAGACUGAAUGACAAAUGCUUCAUUUCACUUGAGUGCUUGCAGAGAGCUUUCUGUACAAAAAGAAAAGGACUGACUUAUUUUGGGGUGUGCUUGGAAUCCAAGAAUAUAAUGGACUAUAAUAGUUCCGGGCUGAUAUACAUAAAUGACGCUACCAGUGAUCGUAUACGUUUGCGGUCACCUUCUAUGAAACAGGCUCAUGGUUUUGCAGUUGGUUGUGCAUUUGCGUUAAAGUAGCAAGGUUUAAAUGGAUGUUUGGAGUUGACAUUGACAGUACAUCACCUUUCAAGUAAAAGUAUACACCAAUCAGCCACAACAUUUGAACCACCUGCCAGGAUGCGAUGUCUGGCACUGGGAGGCAAGCCUUUAGGGUCUUUGCAGGGUAAGGCCUCCAUAGAUAGGGCUUGUUUCUUCCUUUUUGUUUAUUAAAUUGUGAUCUGGCUUGCUUGAAGGCUAAGUCAACACCUUGGGCUCUUUGUCGUGUUCCUUGAGCUGUUCCUGAGCAGUUUUUGCGGUGUGGUACUGUGCGUGAUCCUGCUGGGGGAGGCCAUUGCAGUCAGAGUGUCAUUACCAUGUGCACGGGGUUCGGAACAGUGGUGACAGCCAUAUGAACGCCAAGAGGUUUUCCAGCAGAACUUCGAUGUUAUUCACCUGUCAGUGGUUUGUAAUAUUGUGGCUAAUCACCGUCACUUUACAUUUAUGCAUAUCAGCCCUUUCUUAAAAUGAAACUGGUGCUUUUCCUUAUUUACACUGUGGUCUGAGAUAAAGAAGCAACCAAACGAGGUCAAGGCAAAUGUAAGGUUCUUACAUCUUGUUUUGGAUGUUUAAAUUGGCAGGAGAGAAUUUAAUACAAUGAGUCGAUGUUAAUAUACAAAUUCUCAAAUGAUAUAAAUGUUAAAGGCAAUCGGAAAUUUAGUGGGUUUUCUGACACUAAAAGCAUAAUUAUUACCUGUUUCGCUUCCUUGGCACAAAGCGUGUACAUAAUUAUGAAUAAAGUUCAUGCAUUUUAACACUUAAGCCACUGAAUACGCCAACAAAUUUAUUUUGUAAAAGAAUUACUGUUAAUCACACAGUGCCUCUGCCAAGCAAAGUUUGUGAAACUGAAUUCUGUUGAGCGUUAAUUUUUUAUGGCUGUUUUCUAUGCAGACACUGUCUUUAAAGUGCAAAUACAGAUAUUUUGGAAUA
Molecule: messenger RNA, 2605 nt
Organism: Amphiprion ocellaris (clown anemonefish)
Lineage: Eukaryota; Metazoa; Chordata; Actinopteri; Pomacentridae
Gene: dorip1
Product: chromosome 20 C14orf28 homolog
Exons: 5
Coding region: 217-1236 (339 amino acids)
Source: RefSeq, a predicted model, not a curated record